AUGUAUGCAAAGACAACAACGAUACGACCAACAACUAUUCUAUCACAAAGAAAUACUACUGAAACAUUUCCCAAUGUUUAUAAACAGAUUCCGCCUUCGAUUGUACCGAGAACUACAGUUCCACGAAAGACAAAAGUAGAACAAUUACCAACGUCAAUGGAAAGAAAAUCAGUAAGUAAGAAUAAACACAACAAAGAAUUUGACUUUAUUGAAGAACAAAUAUCGACAUUGACAUCGUUGAAUGAAACCGAAAAACUGAUACUACCACAUAUAAACCAUACAAAUAAAAUUUUCUCCGAUGAAAAAAUUUCAACAACACAAAAUACUAGUAAAUCAACACCAUAUACUCCUGGUUUAUGUGGUUUGAUAAAUAUUGGUAAUACAUGCUAUAUGAAUAGUGCUCUUCAAUGUUUAAGUAAUAUACCUGAACUAACUCAAUGGGCUCUAGAUCAAAAAAAGUCUUCGUCAAUGGAAAACAAAGAUAUUAUUCAUAUAUAUACUUCUUUAAUACAAUUAAUGUGGUCUGGUGAAAAUGCUACAAUUAAUCCUCGAGAUAUUAAAGAAAUAGUUAGUCGUUCUGCUCCAAUAUUUAUUGAUUAUGUACAAAAAGAUUCACAUGAAUUUAUGAAUUCUCUUUUAAAUGCUCUUGAAAGAACAAAUUCAAUAUCGAUUAUUACAAAUCUUUUUCAUAUUUAUACACAAUCACAAGUUACAUGUACAACAUGUAAUUUCAUUGAUAUUACAAAUGAAAUAACAACAUUUCUUCCACUUUCAUUACCACGAAAAACUUUAUAUAAUAAAGAAAUUUUACUUGAAAAUUUAAUUAAUGAUUUUUGUUUAGAAAAUAAUUUAAAUGGAUUAUAUUAUUGUCAUUCAUGUAAACAAUAUACACAAGCAAAACAAAAAACAAAUAUAUGUUUACCAUUACCUCAUGUUCUUGUCAUACAAUUAAAACGAUUUUCAUUUGAUAAUACUUUUCAAAAAAUAGAUACAUUUGUUCGUUAUAAAUUUCAACAUAAAAAUUUAAUAUCAAAUAAUGAUAUAUAUCAAUUAUGUGCUGUAUCUUCUCAUAUUGGAAGUUUAGCUAGUGGACAUUAUACAACUCUAGCAAUUAAUAAAUUAAUGAAACAAUGGUAUGAAUUUAAUGAUCAUCAUAUAAAGAAAAUCAAUGAAGAUUUUGUUGUUACGAAUAAUGCAUAUAUACUUGUAUAUUUAAAAUUAGAAGAAUCGAAUACUUCUAUAUCUUGA
Molecule: messenger RNA, 1248 nt
Organism: Rotaria sordida
Lineage: Eukaryota; Metazoa; Rotifera; Eurotatoria; Philodinida; Philodinidae
Source: the annotation of a GenBank genome assembly